ACCAGUAGGUGGCGGACAUGCACCUUUAGCUUUGGUUUGCCAAGGGACAGAUGUUAACGUGCAUGCGGAUGACUGCAUGCUGUUUGUUUCGCGAGCACGACAAUUAAUAAACAGUCUCUGUUUACAUCCUUUCGUUAUCCAAACAGUGCAUGUUUGGAACAGCUGGUCACAGCAAAGAGCGACGCACACGCCUGCACGUUUGAAGAUGUCUGUAACGGAGAUGUUUAGCUAUAUCCAAGGAUUUUUGAGUGCCGAUCAAGAUAUUCGAGAGGACAUAAGAAAAGUUGUCCAAGUUCUUGAGCAGACAGCGAGAGAGAUCCUCACUGUUCUUCAAAGUGUCCAUCAACCCAGUGGUUUCAAAGACAUUCCCAGCAAGUCUCUAAAGGCCAGAGAGCUGUUCUGCACUGUAAGAAACCACACUGGAGAGCUGAAAACUAAGUUCCCUGUUGAACAGUACUAUCGGUAUCAUGAACACUGGAGAUUUGUUUUUCAACGACUUGCCUUCCUUGCUGCUUUUGUGGUGUACCUGGAAAGCGAGUCCUUGGUUACACGCGAGGACGUGGCAGAAAUACUUGGCAUUGAAGUCGACAGAGAAAAAGGGUUUCAUUUGGAUGUGGAAGACUAUCUAGCUGGAGUUCUUAUUUUGGCCAGUGAGCUGUCUAGGCUGGCAGUUAACAGCGUGACCGCAGGGGACUAUGUACGUCCGCUUAGGAUCUCAAACUUCAUCAAUGAACUUGACUCUGGCUUUCGGUUGCUCAACUUAAAAAAUGACCAUCUUCGCAAGCGCUACGAUGGGCUCAAGUACGAUCUGAAGAAGAUUGAGGAGGUGGUAUACGAUCUUUCCAUCCGAGGCCUUGCCAAGGAGCUGGAGGAGAUAAGUAGAGGUGACGUGGAAACAUAAGAGUCCGCGGGGCACUACCCUGGCUGGGAUUCUUCAUGACUGCAAGAGUGGUUAAAACCUGUCAGCGUUUAGGUGGUCGGAGGAAGAGGGGAUUGGAUGGAGGUUUUGAAGCCCCAGCAGCCUUGGGCAGUGUCUUUUAAACCACCUGCCCAUCAUGACAGAGAUCAGUUCAGGUUUUAGUGGGGAGAUCUUCUCUUUCUCACUUAUGUUGAGAGAUAUUUAUGCAUCAGAUGCAUUUGUUUGCCCGUUUUUUUGACUGGUUGCUUUUUUACUAUUAUUGAUGUGUUUUUAUCAGCUGUUCCUCUUGUGAAUCAUUGUACAGUCCACCAAGAAGGAAGAAAACAUUUCUGGGUGUUUUCAUAAAAAAUAUUUAAGAAUGCUGUUAAAAACUAAAGUUCUUUGCCUGUUUUGUUGCCUGGCUUGUUCAGUCGAGACAUCAAGACGUUUUCUUGAUGUUGAAUUACGGAAAUAUUAUAUUUGACAUAACCUAUGCGAAUUGAUUCAUUAAAUUUGUUUUUGUACCCAAACACCUUUCUUGAAUGUAACUAUGAUUAAAUCACAUUAUUAGUAUCUUGCUAAGGUAUACAUGAAGAUAAAAUGAAUAAAUCUAUGCCAAAACAUUUAAUUUCAUACUGCAAAUACAUAUGGAAUCUGUAAAUCAUCUAGUGGUUUUUUAAACCACUUGUUUGCUGUUGGUACAUAUUUAAACUUUCAUGUAUUUCUUUAAAAGGACUGUUUAUCCAAAAAUAAAAGUUAUCUUAUCAUUUACCCACCCCCAUGUUGCUCCAAACCUGUUUGACUUGCUUUCUUCUGGGGAACACAAUAUUUUUUUUUGUCCAUACAAUCAAAGUCAAAAUGAUUGUUUUGUAAUGCAUGGACUUUCAUUAUAUGGACAUAAACAGUGGAAACAUUCUUCAAAUUUUCUUCAUUUGUGAUGCACAGAAGAAAGUUACACUGGCUUGGAACGACAUGAGGAUGAGUAAAUGAUCACAAAAUGUUCAUUUUUGGAUAAAUGCAUGAGAUCAAAGUGAUUUCUUGCUUUGCUUAUUUGAUGUUUUAUACAUUUUUCGUUCAUGUUUCUUUCUUUUGUUCUGGAUCUUAUGUUGCGUGCUGAACUGUUGAACUUCACCUGCAGAUAGUGUCCUAUGGGGAAGAACUUUGGAAAAAGAACACUAAAACCUUCCUAACAAAUGUUUUCAAAGGAGAAAAUGAGAGUGCAUUUGCAUUUCUUUUUGUAAAGCUUUAUGGCAACUAUACGUUCCUCCCUAUUUUGUCUGAA
Messenger RNA from Carassius carassius (crucian carp), 2180 nucleotides. Its product is annotated as translin-like. Gene Ontology annotation, cellular component: nucleus; cytoplasm. Gene Ontology annotation, molecular function: single-stranded DNA binding; RNA binding; sequence-specific DNA binding. Lineage: Eukaryota; Metazoa; Chordata; Actinopteri; Cypriniformes; Cyprinidae. The transcript has 6 exons. The record is from RefSeq and is a predicted model, not a curated record. Gene Ontology annotation, biological process: RNA metabolic process. Bases 77 to 901 code for a protein of 274 amino acids.